ACCAGGGACUUAACACAAGUUGGGGUUUGUUUACUUUCUGAGUAGCCAUCUCCUGUUAUGGUGGCGGUCUUAAGAAAUGUGUUUAAGAUGCAUUUGACUACUGUCUCCUCAGAAUCAAGAAUCCGGCAAAUCAAGAAUCUCUGCAGAAUCAAGAAGAACUACUAGCUGUAGUUCCACAAAAGCUUUAAAAUAUAUGUUGUUAGUAAAAUAACUGACACUCAUGAGGGUUUUUAGAUCCCUGACAUUAGUUUUUAGAAGUGAGACACUCUAAAAUCGUAUUAGGGUAAGGUAUUCGGUUUUGAAGUCAAACUGUUGGGAUUUGCUAUAUUAUAUAGCAGAACAGUUCCAGCUAGCUCAAAAUGUCUCGUUGCAGAAGGGUGCUUAAUAAAUUCCAUUCUACAGAGGAGUGAGGCUGUGGGGGAAGGGAGAAUGUGUAGUUUAAAAAAAUAGAAGUUGCUUAGGGUUCUUGAACUAAUUGAGUCAUCCCUAGAUAUAACCAAUGCAUUGUUUCAGGGAUGUAGGUAGUUGUAGCUUUAAUUGUGUGUGAGUUGUCCAUUUAAGAGGUUUAUUCUCAUGCUGGAUAGUUAUAGCUGGAGUAGUGAAACUUCAGUGUGUAAACUAUUUCUGGGAGUGAGGCAGAGAGGGAGAGGCAACUUGCUUAACCUAACCGGUGCACAACUGAAUUCAUACCAGUUUGUUCAAAUGGAUAUCUUAACGUACUUGUUUUGCACUGUAGCAAAUCCAGACUUUAUUUUAUUUAUCAGCUCUGAAACAGUUUUAAAAACUAAAAGCUGAUGUAGUAGGAAGUCUGUUUACUCAAACUGAAGAUAAAAUCUAUUUUUUUUCAGUUUUGAAGUCAUUGAGAUGAAAAUGGCAUCAGAAAGAUGCUACUAAGCACUGUAUCAAAGUGAUUUUUAUAUAAUUCUAUCUUUGCCAACAAAAUUGGUCUGAUGUUUGAUGUUUAAUUGUUCAGUAUUUGUACAGAGGCUUUUACCAUUUUCCUAAGUCAUGCUGAGUCAAGGUUGUGUGACAUGAACUAAAGUACAAUUAUACAAUAUAUUAGGGUUUUUUCAUUAUGUAUGGACUAAAAGGGAAUUUUUGCAGUUAUUAACUCUCUGUAGCUGAUGUCGUCUGAAAAGGCUUUUGUUAUGUGACUGAAAAGUAAUUUUGACUUUGCAACAGUAUUCAUUAACCCGUUGUGUUAGGAAAUUCCACUGGAAUGCGUCAAGAAGGAAAUAGGAAUACAUAAAACAGUAGUAAUGCAGCAGUAAAAGGUGAUUUUACUUUUCUUGGAAUAGUUGUCAUUUUGCCAGCCAUAAAGAAGGUCUUUAGUUAUUGUUGAUACAUAACCUGUUUUUCAGGUACUGUGGGUCAGCUGUCUGAUAGGUCACACAACUGACUAUCGAUGAGAAUGAGGGAAAAAAUCUAGAGCAGCUCAGAGAUACUUAGGAAUUGUAGUAAAUGAUCUCACAGGUUGAAACCAGUAAAAGCUGUCACAGGCUUGUGUAGAGAUGAUUGGAAAUACUACCAUAGAAUUUAAGUACUCGUGGAAAAAACGUGAAGAACUAACUGCCUCCUGAAAGACCAUACCUGUAAAUUCAUGAGGCAGCUUCAGCUGCUCUAAUGCACAAGUUCCCUUUUAAGUAUUAUUGUUUGGCACAGAUCCUAGACAGCAUAAGAUAAUGUCCUUAUAUACUAUUCUUAGGAUUUGUUGGACAUCUUAAAUUAGCAGUGUUGACUAUAUUUAGUGGUGCAUUACUGUGUGUCUUGCAGGCACAAGAGAAACAGACCUAGACUUUUUAUAAAAAAUAUUCCUGGUGUAUCUGGACUAGGCAGAUUUUUUUCCAUUUUGUGUUGGUAUCCCAAGGACAAACUAGAACAGCAGUAAAUAAUUCGCAUCACCUAGAGCAACAAAAGUUAAUACUUUCUUUGAGGUGUGAUUCUCUAAGAUAAUGCAGUCAUGGAGUUGUUAAUGAAAUACAGUGUAGCUGAUAGCAUAUCCUGACACUAGGGACAAUUUCAUAACCAGAUGGUAAUAGAUCAUGAGCUGUAUCUUCAAGAGUAUGAAGUCACAUUCUCUUCUGCCAGAUGUUCAUUAGCAAAAGAAAUUUUGUAUGUUUCCCUUAUGAAUCAGAAGGUUUAAAAGAAGGAUUUCGUCUGGUAACUGCUUAUUUUUUUGCAAUCUUGUAGCAUAAAACUAUACUUUUUUGCUUUUGGAAUUGAUACAGCUGACAAGAACAUAGAAAAAUUAAGAAAAAAUUAAGCUAUGAAGCUUGACAAGCUUGUUUCUUUUGAUUUUGUUGGGAUUUUGGUUUUUUUCUUCUUUGCUCAGGUUGAGGUUGCAACCUAGAUUCACCUUCAGAACAAAUCUGGUGCUAAGACAAUUAAUUGUACAUUAACAUCUGAAGAAAGGCAUGGUAGACGGUAACUUGGUUGUAGCUCUCAUGGUUGUUUUCUUUAACUUGUAGUGGACUGAGUCUGACUGGAUGCCAGGCACCCACCAAAUCUUCUCUAUCGCUCCCCUCCAUAGCUGGACAGAGAAGAGAAUAUAAAAUCAGGGGUUAAUGGGUUGAGAUAAGGAUGGGGAGAGAUCACCAAAUACCAUCAUGGGCAAAACAGGCUAAGUGAUAGUUUAUCGUUAAAAAGAUCAGAAUAGGAUAAUGAGAAGUAAAAACAUUUCUGUACCUCCUACCCCAGUGGGCCAGGGAAUAAAUGAUGGUUGUGGUCAGUUUAUCACCUGAGGCUCCUACUGCUCACAGAGAGGAGUUAUUGCACCUUGCUGCACCAAGGAGUCCCUCCCACUGAAGAGAGUUCUUCCAUGAACUUCUUCAGCAUGAGUCAGUGUUAUGAGCAGCAGCUCCCCGAGAACUGCUGCAACAUGAGUUCAUCCUAUGGGCAAUGGCAUCCCUCAAACUGCCACAGUGUCACUUUUCCAUGGGGUGCAGUUGUUCAAGGACAGCCUGCUCCUGCAUAGGAGCAGGGCUUCUCUCUCCACAGGUCUCCCAUGGGGUCACAGCCUUCCUUCAGGCAUCCCCCUGCUCUGGUGGGGGGAUCCUCCCUGGCCUGUGGGUGGAUCUCUGCCUGCUUGUGGAUCUCCAGGGGCUGCAAGGGCUUAGCUGCUGCACCACGGCUGCAGAGGUGUUGCCACCAUUUCUGGUUGGCCACAAAGGGGAGCAUCCCACUUUGGAGUCACCAGAGAUUGGCUCUGCCAGACUUCGAAGAAACUUCUACCAUUUUCUGAGAGAGUUGUUACUCAACCAAGUCCAUCAGUUUCUCAGCCUGGUACUUCAGAAAGUGAAGAGAGAGCUGCUGAACUGCCGAAACCAAAGAAGAACAGAUGUUUCAUGUGCAGGAAGAAGGUUGGCCUUACAGGAUUUGACUGCCGAUGUGGAAACCUAUUUUGUGGACUUCACCGUUAUUCUGACAAGCAUAAUUGCCCAUAUGAUUAUAAAGCAGAAGCUGCAGCAAAAAUCAGAAAAGAGAAUCCAGUUGUGGUGGCUGAAAAAAUUCAGAGAAUAUAAAUUAAUCUGCUUGUGAAAAGACUGACUGACUCUUUGUGGGGCUUUUUUUUUUUCAAUACAUCCUAAAAACAUGAGAAGAGCAGAUGCAUGGUCAUUUUCCUUUGUUUUCCAGAGUUUUACUUCUAGUCCUGUCUGUCUAAACAAUACUUCAAAUGUUUGGGUGUUUGAUACAGGCAGAAUUGGAUAGAUACAGCCAUUGAAAAUAUAUAUAUGCCCUCCCCAGAAUAGAUGGAUGAUCAGAACCCUGCACAGGAAUACACAUGCACAGAGACAGACUCUAGUUCACGUGUGCCAAACAGAUGUAUGCAAUCUGCAUGUGUGCAGCAGCUCUGCCUUUUGAGAUGUGCAUGAGUUGUUUAAUGUUCGGUUAUUGUUAUAUGCCUGUUUUGGAGAAGGAUACAUCAAAACAGUUGGCAGUCUACUUCUAUCAUUUAAAAUCUCAUUCUACUUUUAGUUGCCACACUCCAUUUUAGUUUUCCAGCAGAAUGCUGUGUAGAUGGGUCUACCAUCCCAGUAACAUGAGUGUCAAUGCCAUAUUUAAGUCACUUAAAAACUGCACUGAGCAAAACAGAAAAAUUCAGAUACAUAUGAGAGGAAAAUUGUUUUGUAAAAAUUACAUUAACUUUAGAAUCUAGAAAAAAGUUCCCAAAGGAAUGUCCCAUUAGGAGCUUCUGAACUGGCCUGCAACAGAGUUGUCUGCUUUUCCUUGCGUAGCUAAAAAUGUUGUGUAGCACAAUAUUGUAAGACUGGUUUUCAAAAAACAGUUACAAAUGUUUCUAGACAUAUCACAUCAUCUCUAUCAAGCAACACGGGUCUAAAUAAGUUGCUGAAAUACUAGAGCAGUUUACUAUUCAUGUAUUAGUUAUGUUCUGUGUGUUCCAAGUUCAGAAGAAUAUUAGGAAUUAAUUUUUCUAGUUUUAAAUGUAACAGUUGCACCGUUCUGCAUGGAAAACCAUACCUAACAUGGCUGCUGUAGACUUAAAUGGUAGCUGGAACCACUCUUGGAGGACUGCUUUUAUCAUUUUUAAUUGUACUUGGGUAUAGGACUGUAGUGUUCUUGGGUGUAUUGCAUGGGCUGCGUUAUCUGGCAUUGUACAAUAACAACUCUAGAAAAGGCAGUAUUCUUCACUGAUGCUUGUCUGGUAAUAUAUAUCACUUCUGUGUUAUAAUGGAAGGGGUUUUUGUGAUGUAUGAAACUUGGUUUUUUUAUAUAGACAAAUACGGUUUAGACUAGUGUUGUGGUAAUGCCUGUUCUCAUCUGUAAAUAGUUACAUACGUACACAAGGCACUACUUCUGGCCUGAUUUUUAUUGCCAGUGUUCAGUCUUGGUUUUUACUUCACUAUUAAAAGCGUCAGGUUUUCGCUUCUAACUUUGUUCUUCUGAGUUAUUAGAUAUGCAAACAUGUACAGAUAGUUCAUAUUUAUGUAUUGCACAUAAGCUACCCAGCAUCUAUGCUAUAUUGUAUUAUGUAAAUAAUAAAAAUAAUGUACAGAAGGAAAUA
Messenger RNA from Parus major (Great Tit), 5023 nucleotides. It is a transcript of the gene ZFAND5, whose product is annotated as zinc finger AN1-type containing 5. The record is from RefSeq and is a predicted model, not a curated record. Bases 2899 to 3537 code for a protein of 212 amino acids. Gene Ontology annotation, molecular function: DNA binding; zinc ion binding. Lineage: Eukaryota; Metazoa; Chordata; Aves; Passeriformes; Paridae. The transcript is spliced from 4 exons.